Molecule: messenger RNA, 1358 nt
Organism: Ictidomys tridecemlineatus (thirteen-lined ground squirrel)
Lineage: Eukaryota; Metazoa; Chordata; Mammalia; Rodentia; Sciuridae
Gene: Selenov
Product: selenoprotein V
Cellular component (GO): cytosol
Source: RefSeq, a predicted model, not a curated record
UGCUCUCUUCCCCGAAGGAAGCGGGGUGGGGCGGGACUCAGGACCCGGGUGACCCGGGUUACCCGGGUCCCACACCGUCCCCAUGAACAACCAGGCGGGGGCCCCAGCCCCCUCCCCAACCCGGCCCUCCACCCUGGUCAGGGCUUCGACCCGAACCCCAACCCCAACCCGAACCCCGAACCCAGUCCGGAUGUCGACCCCUGUCCAGAUCCCGACUCCAGUCGGAACCCAGGCCCCGAUCCGGGCCGUGAUCCCAGUCCGAACCUCCAUCCAGUCCCGGGCACCGAACCCAGUUCGGACCCAGGCUCCGGUCCGGUUCUCAGCUCCGACCUCAGCUUCGGCCCCAGCCCCAGCCCCAGCCCGGGUCCCGACCCCAGCUCCAGCCCCAGCCCCAACCCAGAUCCCCACCCGGACUCCGGUCCCGACCCCAGUUGCAGCCCCAGCCCCGGUCCCGACCCGGACUCCGGCCCCUAACCCAGCUGUAGCCCCAGCCCCAGCCAAGAUCCCGACCCGGGCUCCGGUCCCGAACUCAGCCAGGGUCCCGACCCGGACUCCGGUCCCGAACCCAGCCCCAACCCCAGCUCCAGCCCCAGCACCGUCCUGGGUCCGGGCCCCGAUCCCCGCCGCGGUUCCGGCUAAGGAAUCGCCCGCGACCCCAGCCCUACAUUUGGAUCCGCCCGCAGAACCUGCUCUAGAGUCUCCGGCCGAGACUCCAGCGCCCACGCCGGACCCAAAGCACUUCCCAUCCUUCAGCAGCCUCGCAGGGUCCGUCCCGGGACCCUUUCCCGCGCCCACUCCUCUGGCCUGUAACGUACAGAGAUCCACUGCGAAGGCAGACCUAGCAGCCACCCAGUCAACGGAUCCCCCCGCUUCUGGACCCAUCCCGGGGACCAGCCGGCUGUCCAUCUCCAUUUCUACUAACGCAGUCGCCUCCACCAACGAGAACUUCCAAAUGGGGAACAAGAUCUUGAUUCGAGUGACCUACUGUGGCCUCUGAAGCUAUAGCUUUCGGUAUAUACUACUGAAGAAGAGUCUGGAGCAGCAAUUUCCAAAUCUCCUGUACUUUGACGAGGGGGUAGCCCAGGCCACAGGGGAGUUUGAAGUGUUUGUGGAAGGGAAACUGGUCCAUUCCAAGAAGAAUGGUGAUGGCUUUGUGGAUGAUACCAGCCUUCAGAAAAUUGUGAACGCUAUAGAUGAGGAGAUCAGGAAAAGGUAGCAGGCAAUGGUGGAGCUGGAGGAGCCUCAGCAGGAUGAUGAGAAGGGCUGAAAUGUUGUCAAGUCGGGUCCUGCUCUGAUGGUGGCUGGGGUGGGGUGGGGUUGGGGAAGGGAGAGGGAAAUACAUACAAAGUGUGCCUCCC